AGAUAAACCACCAACGCCAUGACAAUGCUGGAUGCGCCGCUUGAGGUCGUGUUGUACUACCGCUACGUCCACAUCUCGGACGUUGGCGCAUUGAUUGCGUCGCAAGAACACCUGUGUCAAGCAUUAGGGCUCCAAGGCCGCGUGCGCAUCUCGGAAGAAGGCAUCAACGGCACGCUGGGCGGAGCGCCUGCGUCGAUCCAAGGCUACGUCGACGCGAUGGAGUCGUCUCCCGAGUUCUCCGGUCUCAAUAUCGACUGGAAGCGAAGCGAUGGAAUGGGCACGAUGCCGUUUCACGACCUCCUCGUUCGUCGCGUCAAGGAGAUCGUGUCGAUCGAACUCCCGGACGAAGCAUGCAACGUCGCCAACACGGGCAUUCACUUGUCCCCGGAAGACUUUCACGCGGCGCUACAAGACGCAACGCCAUCCACAACAGCCAUCAUUGACGUCCGCAACAACUACGAAUACAACAUCGGCCACUUCCAUUCGGCCUUGAAUCCAUCGACGCGGCGAUUCGGGCAGUUUCCGCACUGGGUUCGUGAUAACCUGGACGAUCUCUCGACGAAAAAUCGCAUCCUCAUGUAUUGCACGGGCGGGAUUCGAUGCGAGAAAGCGUCGGCCUACCUCAAACACCUCGGCCUCUCGAACGUGUAUCAGCUCAAGGGCGGGAUCCAUCGGUACUUGGAAGCGUUUCCGGACGGCGGCGCAUUUCUCGGCAAGAACUUUGUCUUUGAUCACCGGGUUGCAGUCGCAUCAUCCAAUGACGCGGUCGUCGGGCGCUGCGAAAGCUGCGGCAGCGCCCACGACGACAUUACUGGGAUUCGGUGCUCGUACUGCCGCAUGCACGUCAUGCUGUGCAGCGCGUGCGGUGAACAACCUUCGUCAAAGGCGGCGACGCGGGUGUUCUGCAGCGAGCACAAAUGGCUCGGCGAAGGAAAUGCUGCCGAAUUGACUGCCAAGAUCGCUGCGUUGGAACGGCAACUAAAGGAGCAUGCCGGGCCGAAUGGCAAAGGCCGCCGUCGAUCCAUACGAAAGCAGGUGGACGCGAUCGAGGAAACGCUGGCGGGAUUGCAGCAGCGUUCUCGUCCGUGGACUACAUUGACGUAAACAUGUAUUCAACUCAUGCAUUCAAA
Aphanomyces invadans is the source of this 1130-nucleotide messenger RNA. RefSeq lists its product as hypothetical. The record is from RefSeq and is a predicted model, not a curated record. NCBI's taxonomy places the organism in Eukaryota, Oomycota, Saprolegniomycetes, Saprolegniales, Verrucalvaceae. The transcript has 3 exons. Bases 19 to 1104 code for a protein of 361 amino acids.